Messenger RNA from Sphaeroforma arctica JP610, 2226 nucleotides. RefSeq lists its product as hypothetical. The record is from RefSeq and is a predicted model, not a curated record. Bases 1 to 2226 code for a protein of 741 amino acids. The transcript has 12 exons. Lineage: Eukaryota; Ichthyosporea; Ichthyophonida.
AUGCUAUCGGCUGCCUUCAUGGCGUCGAUGGAAACAGCGGGAUACACUCCACUGAAAACUCCCAACGGAAUGGCUGCUUACAGAGACUCGGGUAGCGCCCUAUUCUCUGGUCCAGAUGGCGAAGUGACCACCCGCCAAGGGAUGAAGCUGGAUACCAAUGCACAAGCAUUCGACGAGUUCAAUGGGCCAGUGAGGAUGUUCGAAGGUGGGAUGGCGCAAUCCGAUGGAGAUGGAGUACCCAUCUACCUGGAUGUGCACAACCAACCAUGGUCACCUCCCGCGCUGACCAUAGCGCAGAUGGGUCUGGAGUCACUCACGUAUGAGGCAGCAGAGCAAACACUAUGGGCCAACGACUAUCUCAACCACACCAGUACAACAGGUGAACGUCUGUACGAUGCGCAGGGAUUGCCCUUCUUUGUGGGGCCUACACAAGAACUCAUCAAUCUCGUGGGCGAGUUGGCUGUACCGGGGGCCCAGUCGUUCUACCUGGAUGGUACGGCCGUGACUAUGCUGAACGAACAAAUAGAGACUAUUGCACUCGAUGCCUAUGGCAAUACAGCCACAGAGACUGUGCUGCCGUACACGUACGACGAGAGUGUCCUGACUGCGAUGUCCAGUGCGCAGUAUACACCUCAGACAAACCAAUUGAGCGAAGCUAUGUUCACCAAAUCGGGAUUAGGCGUGUUUAUAGGUCCCAAUGAACAUGUAGUUGUCAGUAGCGGUACCGAUAUGAAAGCGGGACAGGUGGUCUACACGGAAUACGCACAGCCCAUGCACUACUACACCGGUGAUGACUGGUCCUAUACCAACGGCAGCCCAGACUAUCUGGACGCGUUCAACAACCCCGUAGCAGUGCAGGUCAAUGCUGCCCCCAUGAUCAGAGUCGAGACUAUGCAGGAGAUGGCUGCUCAGGGCUUCUCUCCACAUUUCUCAUUUUAUGGUCUGGCGAUAUUCGACACGAACGGAAGUGCUCUCUUCAGCAACCAACAAGGCGAUGUAUUGGAUCGGUUCUUUAGGCCAUGCGUGCGCGGUGAGAAAGUAUUCGAUAUGUACCACGGUGGCUUACGUGCCAUGGAUGACAACAUGACACCUGUCAAGGACAACGACCUGCAGCCUGUGUGGCUGGAUGCUUACCUGGAUGUGAUCGUAGCGCGGGUCAACCUCACCGCACUACAACUGGACACCCUGACUAUGGAAGAAGCCGAGGCUGCCCUGCUUAAAGCGAGAUACGAAUACCGGUACAGCCCCAACCAGGAGCGUCUGUACACCAAGAGAGGGUAUCCACUGUUCAUUGGUCCAUACGACAGUGUGGUGGAUGUGAUUGGACGACAGGCGCCCCACCACGUCCCCGUCUUUCUGAGUGAUGGAAGUGCGGUACCGCAGAUGACGGCCGAACGCUUACCUAAAGUCACGGACUCGGGCUCCGUAUACAUAGAUGCAUAUUGGAAUGACGUUACAACUCCAAUGUUGGCGUCAUUGUUUUCUAUAUCGGAGGAAACCAUCGCAGAGAUGGCAGCCAAUGAAAUGCGCCCGCACACGGGACCCUCCAACCAGCUGCUCUUCGAUUACGCAGGGAAUUGUCUAUUUUUAGAUUCCUCUUUAAUUGUCCACUCCGCUGUCGGGCGGGUGCUGUCCGAAGGCGAAGUAGUGUACGACGGUGAACACACGCCUACGCACAAGAUGAACGGCAGUGAGUGGCAGUACGAGGGGCGUCUUCCUGUGUACAUGGAUGCCUAUUGGAAGCCUGUGACACCUGUUCCGGGUAAACUACCCCUCAUCAGCAGCGAACAAGUACAAGCGCGCGGGGCGGCUGGGUUUGUCCCGUUAAUGAACCCCGCUUCGCAGUACGUUUUCAAUUACGCCGGCAGUUUGCUAUUCAAGGAGACAGCCUCAGGCAACGUCACAGACAGAUUCGGCGUAGCGCAGCCCGAAAACUCUGUCGUGUUUGACGAGUUCGGAGGACCGGUCCGGUUUUUCGCUGAAGAAGGUGCACCGGUGGUAGACACUGAGGGCAAACGCGUGUUUGUCGACGCGUACUCCAAUGCGGUUGGCUACACUCUACCCAAUCCCUUUCAGGAAAUGAUUGACGAGUUGCUGGCCAAUGGCUAUGUAGAGCUGUUGAACCCCACAACCGGUGCAGCUAUCAUCAACCAAGCACAGCUACCACUAUUUCUGGGAACCGACGGCUCUGUACUCACGGUAGCCCAGGAGGUGUGUGCAGCAUGA